Quercus robur (English oak) is the source of this 2744-nucleotide messenger RNA. RefSeq lists its product as uncharacterized. The transcript is spliced from 12 exons. Bases 36 to 1988 code for a protein of 650 amino acids. Gene Ontology annotation, molecular function: GTP binding. The record is from RefSeq and is a predicted model, not a curated record. Lineage: Eukaryota; Viridiplantae; Streptophyta; Magnoliopsida; Fagales; Fagaceae. Gene Ontology annotation, cellular component: chloroplast.
CAAGGCCAAAGCUUCCCAACCCCACAAGCACAACAAUGCAAGGUGUGGAGCUAAGCUUGUUCUACUCUUCCAGUUCCAGUACUACUCUCUCCAAAACCCUUUCCCUUCUCUCCCCAAUUCCCAUUCCCAAACCUCCUUCCUUCUUCUCUCCAAUUCAUCUCUCCCUUUCCCUUUCCCUUUCUCUCUCCAAACGCUCUCUUCCCCACCACAUUUCCCGUUUCUCAAGCACCAAUCAACAACAACAACAACAACAACCAAAACAGAACCAGAACCAGAACCAGGACGGAGAGGAAUCCGACGGCGAGGAUAUCGACGUCGCCGCGCUCGAGGAAGAAGCCAGAAACGCUGCUCGAGAGUACUCUUCCUCCUUAUCCCACCAGUUAACAAUCGAGGACGAGCCCAAUGUUCCGAUCCAACGCGGUCGAAAGCAGAGCAAGCGUAAAAUUACCACUAUAAAUAUCCGUGACCAUCUACUUUCAAGGGUUGCAAUUGUUGGAAGACCAAACGUUGGUAAAUCAGCACUGUUUAAUCGUCUUGUUGGGGGGAACCGGGCAAUUGUGGUGGAUGAACCAGGAGUUACUAGGGAUCGCUUGUAUGGUAGAUCCUUUUGGGGAGAGUAUGAAUUUAUGGUGGUUGAUACUGGAGGUGUUCUCAAUAUUGCAAAGUCACAGGUUGAUGUUAUGGAAGACUUGGCUAUUACCACAACAAUUGGUAUGGAUGGGAUUCCACUGGCCUCCAGGGAGGCAGCUGUUGCCAAAAUGCCCUCAAUGAUUGAGAGACAAGCUAUAGCAGCCGUGGAAGAAGCAUCUGUCAUAGUAUUUCUUGUUGAUGGACAGGCAGGUCUGACCGCAGCUGAUGAAGAAAUUGGAGACUGGCUACGAAAGAACUACUCAAAUAAGUAUGUCAUUCUUGCAGUUAACAAGUGUGAGUCUCCACGUAAAGGACUUAUGCAAGCAUCAGAGUUUUGGUCCUUGGGGUUUUCACCACUUCCAAUAUCUGCUGUAUCUGGGACUGGAACUGGAGAGCUUCUUGAUCUUGUUUGUUCAGGACUGAAAAAAAUUGAGGGUACAGAAAUUCGUGAUGAAGAAGAAGAAGAUUAUGUUCCUGCAAUUGCUAUUGUUGGCCGACCAAAUGUUGGUAAAAGUAGCAUUUUGAAUGCAUUGGUUGGAGAGGAUAGAACAAUUGUUAGCCCAAUCAGUGGUACUACUCGUGAUGCCAUUGAUACUGAAUUUACUGGACCAGAUGGCCAGAAGUUCCGGCUUAUAGACACUGCUGGAAUUAGAAGAAGGGCAGCUGUAGCUUCAGCAGGUAGUAUUACAGAAGCUUUAUCAGUGAAUCGGGCAUUUCGAGCCGUACGUCGUUCUGAUGUUGUCGCUCUUGUCAUCGAGGCCAUGGCUUGUAUCACGGAACAGGAUUGCAGGAUUGCUGAAAGGAUAGAGAGAGAAGGGAAAGGGUGCCUGAUAGUUGUCAACAAAUGGGAUACCAUACCAAAUAAAAAUCAGCAGACCGCAACAUACUAUGAGCAAGACGUUAGGGAGAAAAUUCGUGUUCUUGAUUGGGCACCUAUUGUUUAUUCAACUGCAAUAGCUGGUCAUAAUGUUGACAAGAUCAUUAUUGCUGCUAGUACAGUUGAAAAGGAGAGGUCAAGAAGGCUUAGCACUUCCAUAUUAAAUCAAGUUGUACGGGAAUCACUAGCUUUUAAAUCACCUCCAAGGACCCGAGGUGGCAAGAGAGGACGUGUUUAUUACUGCACUCAGGCUGCCAUAAGACCACCCACAUUUGUUUUCUUUGUUAAUGAUGAGAAACUUUUCCCUGAGACUUACCGGCGUUAUAUGGAGAAGCAACUACGUACAAAUGCAGGGUUUGCUGGUACUCCAAUUCGUCUUCUUUGGCGCAGCAGACGAAAAAUGGAAAAAGAUGAAGGUAGAGCUGCAAGGACACAAGCAAAUCUUGUGCCACGUGAUAGAAAAUUGGAAUUGGCUUCAUGAGUAACAAGUUUCUCACCAUUUUAGAACCAAGGCCAACCUCCACCACAAAGGCACUGAUGUGAAAAGAGGUUUUUUUCUUUUCUUUUCUUUUUUUCACGGGAAACUUCAUGCAGCCAACUAAAAUCAUCUAGUGGCAUGGAACUUACUGACUGUUGAAUGAUUGAGGGGAAUUUGGCUUGAGUGGCUAGUAAAUUCUUUUCUCUUAUUGAUUAGGAGUGGGUAUUAGUAUUACUUUAUAAUCACACUGAAAAACCAGCAAAACAAGGAGUGACAAUGUGUAUGCAUCCCCUGAUUAGAUGAUGCUGGUCGCGAUUCAUGAACUUGUAACUUUGUGUUUGGGGGUGGAUUAGAGUAUGGAAAUUGUAAAUAUGAUAUGAACUAUUGGGUUAUUAAUUAGUUUAUACACCCAUAUUUUUAAAGCUUUUGAGUUCUUAAUCCAUGUUCUUGACUGGGUCUGUUCUAAUUAUUAGUUGCUGGAGGUAGGUUGUUGUUAAGAUGCUCUAAUUGGUGAUUGGCAAACAAGCGAAAAGUUACUAGUAUGGUGGCAGCUGACUAGAAUGAGAUUCAGCAAAAUAAGGGGAGAAUUGGAGAAAAGCCAGGUUCAAACCUUAAGCUGCAAUGGUCGUUUAGUGUAAAGAUCCUCAAAGAGUUCUUAGUGUAACUCUAACAUGAAGUUCCUAAGAUUCUAUCCAACCAUUUUGAAAAGGGUGGAUGAGAUCUUGUUACAUUAUAAAAAAUUAAACAUGUUCAGGCAUC